This is a messenger RNA of Penaeus chinensis, 1159 nucleotides long. RefSeq names its product EKC/KEOPS complex subunit Tprkb-like. Gene Ontology annotation, biological process: telomere maintenance via recombination; tRNA threonylcarbamoyladenosine modification. The record is from RefSeq and is a predicted model, not a curated record. NCBI's taxonomy places the organism in Eukaryota, Metazoa, Arthropoda, Malacostraca, Decapoda, Penaeidae. Bases 552 to 1079 code for a protein of 175 amino acids. Gene Ontology annotation, cellular component: cytosol; nucleus; EKC/KEOPS complex. The transcript is spliced from 6 exons.
GAAGCAAGCCAUAUAUCAUUUACGAGACAGACUCUUUUUUCAGUCAAGAUAUGCCACGUCUGUAUUUUUAUUGACAGGAAAACAAUUGCCAACCUAAGAACAUAAUCUCCAUCAUAAAACAGACAAUUAAAAUCGAACGCCUUACUAUCAACAAACGUCAGGAAUGAAUGAAGCCUUCGACGUAAACAAAACCACGUGCCAACAACAACCUUCUCGUUUUGUUAUUUUUGAGAUGGCAAUUCUCUCUGUUUAAAAAGUCUAAAACCCUUUAUAAGGAGAAGGAGAAGGAGAAGACUCUCUCUGUUUGACAUGUUUUGUGACUGAUUUCUUUCGGUUUCCGGUUUUGCUUUCUCAAGAGAUAGUUGUGAAUGAUAUAAUUAAAAGUAUUGGUAAUGUCCAUGAAGUGACUGCACCCUCUGAGAAUAUCAAGUCCUAUUUCGCCAGCCAUUCCUGGGAAAUCUACAAACAUUACAUGAAUCAAAAGCCUUCCUAAUGCAGGGGCUUCGCCUCCAAACCCCAUGUGAUCACUGUGGACUUACUUUCAAUUCAUCAUGAGUGUCACAGUGACCCUUGAAGAUGAGGCGGAGACGAAGUGCCAUGUGCUUUUGUAUGAAAUUGAAAAUGCAGCUGAAGUGAGACAACUCAUUAUGAAGGGACAGGUUGAAGCUAGUCUCAUUAAACCAGAGAUGAUUGUGGACUCCUUCCAAGUCAUUGUUGCAGCUAACAAGGCUGUGCGGUGUUUGGGUCUCAAGAAGAUGACAACAAGAUCUGUUUUUGCAGAGAUUAUUUACAACUUGUCACCAACAAGAACCAUCACAGAAUCCCUAAAGACCUUUGGGUUAGGGGACGAUGACAAGCACAUCCUGGCUGUUGUAUUAGAUGACGGCUCAGGAGAGAAGUUAAAACAACUACAUGGACAAGUUAAAGGAAAAGAAAUACCAAUAGCAGAGCUUUCGUCCCUGACCAACAAAAGCAAAGUGACAGAGACAUACAAGGUGACACCCUCAGAACUAACAGUCAGCAGCCUUGUGGAUGCCGUUGUCUCCAGAAUGGCAUGCAAAGAGUUUCUUCUGUUGUAACAAGCUGAAUGUAAACAGAGUUGCUCUUUGUGAUUUAUAUGAUUUAACUUAAUUAUUAAUAAUAACCCAUUUCAAUUUAA